GUAAAUAUAUUAAAAUCAAGAAUCCUUCCUUAAUAAAUCUCUCUAGAACCCUCCGAAACCCUAGGUCUCUUAAACCCUUUUAAAAACCCCUUCUGCUUUCAGUGACAGACACAACUUCAGCAAAACCAUGGCUGCUGUAUCUAGGCUUCAAAGCUUAACCAACAAAACAUCACUCAAAAAUCUCAUUCACCGCCAUCUCCUCCGUCCCGUAGCCACCCCCGCCGCCGCCUCUGCUGCAGACCCAUUUAACAUUUCCUCUCAAUCUCAACCCUCGGUACAUUUUGGUUUACGAAACCCAAAGUCGAUUUUGACAGGACAUUUUUCAAAUGAUGACAAAUUUCUUCUGAAUUGGAUCUUUGUAUCCGAUUUGCCUACCUUUGAUUUGUCUCUGAUGGAGCUACGUGGUAGCCGUUCGACUAGUAGUAAACAGCGUCCCGAUCUGGAAGAAGAUGUCGAAGACGAUGAUGAAGAUGAUUUUGAGGACGACGACGAUGAUGAUGCAUCGAAGGGCUUUGAUGAUGUAGAUGGAAGCUGCGAUGAUUCUGAUGAUGAUGAUGACUACGGCCGUCGUGGUAGCGGCCGCGGUGGCGGUUCCCGUGGUGGCGGCGCUUAUACAGCGUGAAAUUUGGAGCAAGUGCGAUUUGCACCUUUAUUUUAUGCUAAUAUCACUUUAUUUUUGCGUUGCUGAUCAAUGAAAUUGUUUGGUUCA
Solanum dulcamara is the source of this 709-nucleotide messenger RNA. Its product is annotated as PH domain-containing protein YHR131C-like. The transcript has a single exon. The record is from RefSeq and is a predicted model, not a curated record. The coding region runs from base 128 to 622 and encodes 164 amino acids. Lineage: Eukaryota; Viridiplantae; Streptophyta; Magnoliopsida; Solanales; Solanaceae.